Ruditapes philippinarum (Manila clam) is the source of this 3101-nucleotide messenger RNA. RefSeq names its product sodium- and chloride-dependent GABA transporter 1-like. Bases 73 to 2220 code for a protein of 715 amino acids. Gene Ontology annotation, biological process: sodium ion transmembrane transport. NCBI's taxonomy places the organism in Eukaryota, Metazoa, Mollusca, Bivalvia, Venerida, Veneridae. Gene Ontology annotation, cellular component: membrane. The record is from RefSeq and is a predicted model, not a curated record. The transcript has 14 exons.
AUUUGUUGUGAUGUAUCAGUUUACAUAAUAUAAACUCCCUGCUCGCACGCGCGCCAAUUCUUAUGAUAAAUUAUGGAGGCUGGAGCUUCGGUCGAGUUGUUAACUAUUAAACCGUUGAAAGAAGAAAAUGAGGUAACCGUGCCCACUGUGACGUCAGAAGAAGACGGGGCUCUUCUUACCGUGACGUCUCAAAGUGGAACCGAGGAGCAAGCACCGACUGAAGGCGAUGUCGAAGUCGAAACAAAACCCGAACAUGAGCAUCCGGAAAGAGACCAUUGGUCAAGUGAUUUGGACUUUAUACUGGCCUGUGUUGGUCUGGCCGUUGGACUUGGGAACAUUUGGAGAUUUCCGUAUCUUUGCUAUAAAAACGGUGGAGGAGCUUUCCUAAUUCCAUACUUGAUAUGUCUUUUUACCUCCGGGAUACCAAUAUUUAUGUUGGAACUGGCGAUCGGACAAUUCAUGAACAUUGGGAGUCUGGAAGCUUGGGCUGGACUUGUACCGGCAUUCAAGGGUAUAGGGUUAGCGUCGUUCUUGGUGAUAUUCCAGGCUAACUUGUAUUAUAUCGUUAUUCUGGCAUGGGCUUUGUACUAUUUGUUCAUGUCGUUUACAUCCGUGUUACCAUGGUCACACUGCAACAAUGAAUGGAAUUCAGAAAAUUGCUUUGUUGGUAAAUCGUCACCGCCUGCAAUUAUUCCCACCAAUCAAACGUUGGUAUAUCUUGCUAAUUCAACUGGAGUGGUAAAUGGUACAGUGAUCCCCGAAGUAGUGACGUCGAAUAAAACGGUUGACUCUGUCAUAGAGUUCUGGGAGAGAAAGAUAUUGCAUAUAUCGAGUGGCAUUGAGGAGCCAGGAAGUAUCGUGUGGGAACUCGCCUUGUGCCUGCUAGCUGUAUGGGUACUAGUCUAUUUCUGUGUCUGGAGAGGCGUAAAAUGGACCGGGAAGGUUGUUUAUUUCACAGCAUUAUUUCCAUACGUUAUUCUUACAAUAUUGCUGAUACGCGGAGUGACACUAGAGGGCGCUGGAAAUGGUAUCUAUUUCUUUCUGAAACCAGACUUUUCCAGAUUGGCUGAUCCCCAGGUAUGGAUUGAUGGAGGUACUCAGAUAUUGUACUCAUUUGACCUGGCCAUUGGUGCAGUCAUUACUCUUGGUAGUUAUAGUAAAUUUAAUAACAACUUCUACAGGGAUACAUUUAUCAUAACAAGUAUAAAUUGUGGCACGAGUAUAUAUGCUGGAUUUGCUGUAUUCUCUGUGCUUGGUUUUAUGGCGCACGAACAGAAUGUGACCGUCGCAGAAGUGGCUACAUCAGGUCCUGGGUUGGUGUUUCUCACGUACCCGAAGGCCAUUACCCAGCUUCCCGUGGCACCACUUUGGUCAGUUCUAUUCUUUAUUAUGGUCAUAUUGGUUGGUUUGGAUAGUCAGUUUGUAGCAGUUGAGGGUUUCUUGACACCGGUAUUUGAUGGGUUUCCGGACGUGUUGUAUGGAAUGAAGAACAGAAUGAUAGUGACAGCUAUCUAUUGUGCCGCUUCCUUUUUAAUUGGUCUUUGCAUGGUUACAGAGGGUGGAAUGUUCGUGUUCCAGCUGUUUGAUUUCUACUGCUCUAGCGGACUUGUCUUAUUGUGGAUUGUCUUCUUCCAAGCCAUAGCUGUUAGCUGGAUAUUUGGAUCAUCUAAGUUCCAAGAUUCUAUCGAGCUAAUGAUCGGAAGACGCUUGCCACAUUAUUUCAUAAUAUGCUGGAAAUACAUCACACCUGUGGUUUCUGCAGGAAUAUUUCUGUUUAUGGUGUUUGAUUUUGUACCACUGACGUAUGACCGUAAUUAUGUGUAUCCAGGCUGGGCACAGGGUAUUGGAGUAUGCAUGGGACUGGUGUCCAUGAUAUGUAUCCCCAUAGCGUUUGGUCACUCCAUGUACAAAGCUGAAGGAACGCUCCGCGAGAGGUGGCAAGCAGUAAUUAAACCAAUUCUUGAAAGUCACCAAAUCAAACAUGCUGAUACCGAUAAAGGACCGGCAAAUGACACCAACAUCGAAAGGGAUGGUACUAAACUCAUUGAUGGGAUGCCAGCAAAAGACGAGAAUUUGGAACCAGCAUUAAAUGACAAAAAUGAAGUACCAUCAAAAGAUGGUAACUUAGUAUUAGCUAAAGACAUAAAUGAAGUACCAGCAAAAGAUGAUAACUUGGACUUUGCUAAAGACUUGACUGAAGAAUCAGCAAAGAUUGUUUAAAUCUAACACAAGACACAUAACUGUGUUCUUUGUUCGCGACAAAUGCUUUUUUUAUUUAGAAUGCUUUUUAUAGCUCACCAGAACCGAAGGUCUUCCGUCAGUCCGUCGUCAUGCGUCAACAAUCGCCUCCUUCCCGGAAACUGCUGGGCAGAUUUACUUCAAAUUUGGUCUGUAGCAUACUCGCGACAGUCACACUAAAAUUUGCAGAUGUCAUUUCAAUUGGCCCCUUUAAGAUGUCAACAGGGCUUAAAAUAGAAAACCCUUUAAACAUCUUCUACUACAGAACUAAUGGAUGGAUGAUCACCAAACUUUGUCUGUAGCAUUUUUUGGAAGUCUUUAAUCAAGUUUGCUCAUAUUAAUUUGAUUGGCCCCUUUUAGGGGGUCUCUAGGGCUAAAAAUAGAAAAACCUUUAGACAUUUUCUUCUACAGAACUAAUGGAUGGAUGAUUUCCAAACUUUGUAGCAUUCUUGGGUAGUCUUUUAUCAAGCUUGUUAUAUUAUUUGAUUGGCCCCUUUUAGGGGCCGCUAAAGCUAAAAAGAGAAAAACCUUUAAACGUCUAUUUCUACAGAACUAAAGGAUUGAUGAUCGCCAAACUUUGUCUGUAGCAUUUUUAGGUAGUCUAUAAUCAAGUUUGCCCAUAUUUAUUUGAUUGGCCCCAUUUAGGGGCAACUAAAGCUAUAAAUAGAAAAAAAACAUUUGAACAUCAUCUCAAAUUUACUAUUAGAAAAUAUUGACAAUGGAUAAUUUCCAACACUGAAAAGCAGUUGUUUCUGGUGAGCGACUCAGGGCUAUCAUGGCCUUCUUGUAUAAUACACACCGUUAUUAUUCAUAUAUUCAUAUAUUCAUUUAACAUAAAGCUGCAAUAAAAUACCGUAAACUUA